This is a messenger RNA of Notolabrus celidotus (New Zealand spotty), 5945 nucleotides long. RefSeq names its product protein-methionine sulfoxide oxidase mical3a-like. Bases 275 to 4936 code for a protein of 1553 amino acids. The transcript has 33 exons. NCBI's taxonomy places the organism in Eukaryota, Metazoa, Chordata, Actinopteri, Labriformes, Labridae. The record is from RefSeq and is a predicted model, not a curated record. Gene Ontology annotation, molecular function: protein binding; FAD binding.
GAUCUUCUUUCUGUAAUCCUGUUUGCUCAGACACUAAGAUUAAGAUUAGUCUGUGCUCAGUGGGCAUGGUAAUUUCUGGCCACGCCCACUGACCUCAGAGUCGGUGUGUGUGUGUGAUUAGGGUGGAUUUAGACGCAGGCUGGCAGCAGUUGAAGAUGCAGAGCGGCCCUGUGAGACAACGUCUCUCUGAUGUCAGGGGGCGACCUGGGCUCUAUCUGUGACAUCAUCAGCAGGUGUCACCCUCCCAUGGUGCCCUGCAGCCGCUGUGGUCGCCAUGGGAGACGAAUCGUUCCCAGAAUGCCGUGCCCAGGAGCUGUUUGAUGAGUUUGUGUCGGCGUCGACCUGCAGGGCGGUGCUGUGGUCCUUCGGUCAGCUGUGUGAACACCUGCGGCUGGACCGCAGCACUGCAGAGAAGCCCCUGUACCGACCAAUCAAAAAACGGCUUAACUACUGGAAGGCCAAUCCCCUGUGGUCGAAACUGGAUCGAAGGGCCGCCCAGACCGCGUACAUGAGGGCCCGCGCCUGUUCCAACACCACUGUUGUGAUCAUAGGGGCGGGCCCUUGUGGUCUGAGGACAGCAGUGGAGCUAGGUUUCAUGGGAGCUCGGGUGGUGCUGUUAGAGAAGAGGGACUCGUUCUCCAGGAACAACGUGCUGCACCUGUGGCCCUACACCAUCCACGACCUGCGGGGCCUCGGUGCCAAAAAGUUCUACGGGAAGUUCUGCGCCGGCUCCAUCGACCACAUCAGUAUCCGACAGCUGCAGCUCAUCCUGCUGAAGGUGGCCUUACUGCUGGGGGUGGAGGUCCAUGUGAACGUGGAGUUCAAGAAGCUGGUGGAGCCGCCGGAGGACCAGAGCAGACGCAAGCUGGGCUGGAGGAUGGAGGUGAGUCCAAAGGCUGAACCGCUGAACCAGCUGGAGUUUGAUGUGAUCAUAGGAGCAGAUGGACGCAGGAACACCCUGCCAGGCUUCAGACGUAAAGAGUUCAGGGGGAAGUUGGCCAUCGCCAUUACAGCAAACUUUAAAAACAGGAACACCACAGCUGAGGCCAAAGUGGAGGAGAUCAGUGGAGUCGCCUUCAUCUUCAACCAGAGGUUCUUCCAGGAACUACGACAGGAAACUGGGAUCGACCUGGAGAACAUUGUGUACUACAAAGAUGACACGCACUACUUUGUGAUGACGGCAAAGAAACAGAGUCUGCUGGACAAAGGAGUCAUACUUCAGGACUUUGCAGACACAGAGCAGCUCCUCUCUCGGUGCAACGUGGACCAAAAUGCAUUGCAGGCGUACGCCCGGGAGGCCGCAAACUUCUCAACCAAUCAUCAGCUGCCUUCCCUGGACUUCGCCAUGAACCACUAUGGUCAGCCCGACGUCGCCAUGUUUGACUUCACCUGCAUGUACGCCUCUGAAAACGCUGCCAUGGUCUGCCAACGCAACGGACACCAGCUGCUCGUCAGUCUGGUGGGAGACAGUCUACUGGAGCCGUUCUGGCCCAUGGGGACCGGUAUAGCUCGGGGUUUUUUGGCAGCUCUGGACUCGGCCUGGAUGAUCAGGAGCUGGUCUCAAGGAGGAGCCGCUCUGGACGUGCUGGCAGAGAGAGAGUCGGUGUACCGUCUCCUUGCUCAGACAACUCCAGAGAACCUUCAGAAGAACUUCAGUUUGUUUACAGUUGAUCCAACAACAAGAUACCCGAACAUCAACACACAGAUCAUCACACCUGCUCAGGUGAGACACCUGGUGAACACAGGCGAAGGAACAAAUAAUGUUUCAGAUGAUGACAUCAUUUGUCGACCAUCAUCUGGACUCGUCCGUCAGAGUUCUGUCUCUCAGUCCAAUAAGUUGCUGUCUUGGUGUCAGGACCAGACACAGGGUUACCAUGGCGUCUCGGUUAGUGACCUGACUACUUCCUGGAAGAGCGGCCUGGCCCUGUGUGCUCUGAUUCAUCGAUACCGACCUGAUCUCAUAGACUUCGAUUCUCUGGACAAGUCUUCUGUGGAGGAAAACACUCGUCUGGGCUUCGACGUGGCUGAGCGGGAGUUUGGGAUUUCUCCUCUGAUGACGGUGGAGGAGAUGUCUUUAGUGGGAGAGCCAGACUCUCUGUCCAUGGUGAUGUACCUGAUCCAGUUCUACCAGCUGCUCAAAGACACACCGCCCCCUGCUGGCUGUCUGAGUCAGAUUUCGGACCUGAGAUCAGCUCUCAUCGCACCGGCCUCGCUGCUCAGCAGAAUGGGACUCAGUCCAUCCAGGAAGAGGAAUCCAAAGGAGCUGAGAGAAGCUCGAGGUAAACGGAGGAAGACCAGCCAAGAGCAGCUGGAGUCAUGUGACCUGAACGGAGGCGACGACAGCCAGGUGAACGAUGUGGGCGGGUCCAGUCACUCCAAAGUGCGUCUGAUGGCCAAUCAGCUGCAGGCGAAGCUGGAAGAGAACUCCACUCCCAGCAAGACUUCGUCUGCUUCUUCUUCUGUUGCAGCAACACGUCGACAACAGGGGGAGCUGGUGUCUCUACCACAGUCUCCAGAAUGCCCUUCCACUGAAGCUACAGUACAGCCGUCAUCAUGGAGACCGAGGAAAAGAACCCUUCAACAGGAGCAGUUGAGUUUUCGAUUCAAAGAGAAGAUCAGGUCUCAGUCUGCUCUCAGCGGAAAGGAGCAGACUAGUGAAGUGAGCUCAUUGGCUGAGCAAAUUACCAAUCAGAUUCAGAGUCCGGAGGAAGUGACCUCGUCCUCAGGCCAGUGUUAUUUCUGUAAGGACCGGGUCUAUCUGAUGGAGCGGCUGAGCGCUGAGGGUUUGUUUUUCCAUCGCACCUGUUUUCAGUGUUUCACCUGUAACUCCGCCCUCAGACUGGCUGCCUACACCUUUGACCACUCCACAGGGAGGUUUUACUGCCUGCAGAACUGUGACUCGGAUCUCAACGCUCCGGGUGUGAGGAGGAGGACUGACAGAUCUGCUUCUCUACAAACAUCCACUGUGUCUCUAAGCUCCGCCCCCUCGCUCUGUUCUGCAAACUCCCUGGUCUCUCUGGCCCGUCGCCGCUCCUCAGCGGUUUCUAUGAAGACGGCCACGCCCGAGAGGAUCGAGCUGGAAAACUACCGCUGCAGCUCGACCACGAAGGCGGGGCUUCUAGAGGAGGGGGAGGAGCCUGAAGAGGUCUCAGAGGAGGUGCUGAAUCGCUUCAAUCUUGACUUGGACCUGGACCUGGCCGUUGAGAAGAAACCAGAGGACAAGUCCAGCUCAGAGUCAGAGAUGGAAGAGGAGGAUGAGGAGGUUGGAGCAACAUGGAGAGAAACUCUGCUGCUCCAUCUGAGACGCAACAAGGAGAAGGAGGAGGAGGAGGAGGGAGAGGAGGAUGAGGAGGAGGAUGAAGAGGAAGAGGGAGAGAUGGAGGAUGAUGGAGAGGAGGCAGACAGUGAGAUGGAGUCCAGUGACGGAAGUGACAUCAUCACACACUCAAGCACACCUGUGGAGCCAGACUCCACCUCCAGCCAUCCAUCUUUCACAACCAACUCAACUCCUCUUGAGCCCCGCCCACAUGUCUACACGCCCUCCACCUCUUCCUUCAUCACCAUACCAGACUCCACCCAUGAUGAUGGGGACUCAAUUUCGCCCACACUGAUCAAACCUUUUGUUAUCACGGAAGACCAGGGACCAGGAAAAAAGCACUCAAGUAGCGGUCGAGGCUCAUUUGAUGACAUCAGCCCGGAAGUUCCUCCUCUGAAGCAGGACAGAGAGGCAGAGCCAGAGAAGGAGGGGCUUCAGCUGGAGCUGGAGGGGGUGGAGUCAGAAGUAGAGAGAUGGAGGAGGAGACACAAAGGAGCACACACCCUCCCCCCUCGCCUGCCCCCUCUGCAGGCUGGUAGCGGAUCACUUCUACGCCAGCUGAAAGGAGUCAAAGAGGCUCCGCCUACAAGACAGCUGGAGAUGGAUGGGGGUGGAGCCAGAGCCCUGUUGAGGGCGGUGUUUUCUGGAAACAGGAUGGAGAAGAGGAAGAAGAAGAGGGGCGCAACUUUACCUGUUGAGAGGAUGAAGAAGGAAGCAACCAAUCAUAAAAGAGGAACAGGUGUGUGGAGAGGUCUGACGGAGGAGUCCGACCUGGAGUCAUCGGUCCUGCUGCACAGGUGUUCACUGAAUCCCAGAACCAAUCCUGCGUACGUCCCUCACGCUCUGGCCUUUAAACGAGCGUAUGCCGUCAAGAGACGUUCUAAGAAGGACUCGGCCGCCCUCCAGGACUCAGAUGGACACUCUUCGUGUCCCACCGAGGUGGUGGGGGUUCUGGCCCAGCCUAAAGAGCAGUCCAGUUUGAGUGUAAAGGAGACUCUAUUCCAGAGGGGACAGGAGGAGGACAACGAAGACUUGGACGCCAAAAUCACACGACGAGUCCAGAGAGCUGCGAGACGGACGGCGAAACAAGACCAGCUGAAGAGACUCCACAAAGCUCAGAUGAUCCAGAGGCAGCUGCAGCAGGUGGAGGAAAAGCAGGGACAGCUGGAGGAGAGAGGAGUGAUGGUGGAGAAAGCUCUGAGAGGAGAAGCAGAUUACUGGGGAGAAAAUGACGGCCCAGACUUGGAGCUCCACCUGGAAGGUCUUGGCAAAUUGGAGAAUCCAGCUCUGAUGCAGCAGUUGUUUCAGCUGGUCCAGCAGAAGAACUCUCUGCUCCGCUACGAGUCUGAACUCAUGAUAUUUGCUCGGGAGCUGGAGUUGGAGGACCGUCAGAGUCGUCUGCAGCAGGAACUCAGGGAGAGGAUGGCCGUCGAUGACCACCUGAAGGCGGCAUGUCAGCUGGUGGAGGAGCGUCUGAUCCUGGAGGAGAUGUUGGAGGUGGUGGAGCAGAGAGACGCUCUGGUAUCUCUGCUGGAGGAGCAGAGACUGCAAGAACGACAGGAGGACCAGGAUCUGGAGCAGGUCAUGAUGGCCCAAGGACUCAGCCUCAGCUGGAACUGAACCAGUUUGAACUGGUCUAAACUGGUUUGAACUCAGAAAGAGAGAGAGAGUGGUUGAAGGUUGAGAUUUUUGGGUCUCUUUAAUCGUGGGAAGAAAAAUCAAGGACUCAAAGUGUGAAAUAUUUAUGAUGUAUUAAUCUAACAUUUACCACACUUUAAUGUUGGAUUAUUCAGUCAGAAAGUAUCAGUUUGGCUUUUGUACCAAAAAGAGGUUGUUUUUUCCUGACUGUCAAACAGCCAGCAGAGGGUGCUGCUCUCUUACUAUCAAGACACUCAACUACACAUUGAUCUGUUAACUCCUUUCUAAUAAAGAUAGCACUGAGUAAAUCUGUGACAUAGGCUACUACCCAGCCAGAACUCUGACUUUAUGCCUAAUCCUAACCCUUGGAAUUGAUCAGUGGACUAUAGUGGGACUAUAGUGGGACUAUCGGUGGACUUCAUCCCUAACCCUAACCCUUAGUAUUUGUCCGUGGACUUAGUCCCUAAACCUAACCCUUAGUAUUUGUCCUUGGACUUCAUCCCUAAACCUAACCCUUAGUAUUGCUGACUGGCGAACUAACGGUCGUUAAGCUAAGCAAAGCAGCCUCCACUCCUUGAAUUAACAAUGAAUACAAAUUGUAGAAGUUUCAUACGUCUGAGUUUAACAAAGUGGAACUACUUAGUUAUAGUUAAUAAGGAGUUAACUCAGUAACUAGCAGUGUGUAAGAGCUCAGUCAUGUAUAUUUUUUUUAGCUUGAUAAGAACAGAACACUUGAAACAGUUUGUAUCAGAUAAAUGUAUUAAUGUGCCAAAUGUUAAUUAUGAAUAAUCAGCUGUCAUCAGACUCCACCUGUCAGCCUUACAUCACCUGACCACCUGAUCACGACCUAUUACAAACAAUGUCGGUGUGUUUAGAGGGUCAUGUGACUGAUCAGCUGAUUGUUACGUAACUUAUUUCAAAACACAAACAGCCAAAAAAACAAACUACAAAUUGACUUUUUAUCAACUUUAAUAAAAUAUUCUCACCUGAA